Salvia hispanica is the source of this 4001-nucleotide messenger RNA. RefSeq names its product protein STICHEL-like. Gene Ontology annotation, cellular component: DNA replication factor C complex; DNA polymerase III complex. Gene Ontology annotation, biological process: DNA repair; DNA-templated DNA replication. The record is from RefSeq and is a predicted model, not a curated record. NCBI's taxonomy places the organism in Eukaryota, Viridiplantae, Streptophyta, Magnoliopsida, Lamiales, Lamiaceae. Gene Ontology annotation, molecular function: DNA-directed DNA polymerase activity; ATP binding; DNA clamp loader activity.
UACUGCAAAAUAGUGCGAAGGAGGGAAAAAGGGUGUUUUCCCAUUUCAAUAAUUUCGUGUGGGAUAAUUGAGCAGUAAUUAUUGCCUUGUAAUCCAUUAUUUACUAGGAAGAGCAGAGAUGCUCGUUAAUUAAGAUCUGCAGAUCUGCAUUUGUAGACGAGAUUGAAUCACAUCGUCGAUGUGUAUUGAGCUAUGACGUCAGUUGAGCUGCGUGACGGCGGCGGGAUUGAUCCCCGGCCGAGCAACUUGCAUUUGAAGAAGGAGCUGACGCAAAUCAGAAAGGCGGCGAGGGUGCUACGAGACCCCGGAACCUCCUCAUCAUGGCGGUCUCCGCCGCUUGGUUCUGCGAGAUCUCUCACCUACAAGAAUGGUAAUGCCGUUGCUUCUUCCUCUUCGCACAUUUUGCAGCCACGAUUGCUUGUAGGAAGUAGCGAUACCUAUAUUAAUAACAACAAUAAUAGUUAUAGUAAUGCUAGUGGUGGAGGCAUUUCGAGAGCGGAAGAGGGUAGGAGGAAGGUGUAUUUGUAUAACUGGAGAAAUCAGAAAUCUGAGAGUGAGAGGAGUAGGCAGAUUGAUGGUGAGAGUGGUAAGGAUGAGGGGUCCUCCUCUACUCGAGAAGGGAGUCUUGAGUCGGAUAGCUUGAAUGUUGGUGGGAAUGAUUCGAAAAGUGAUGGUUAUUUGAGUGAUAGGUACGGUUCUUUGAUGUCUAAAUGUAGAGAUUCUAACUUUACACCAUCUAUUAGGCGUACUAUUAAGAAGAAAACGAAGAGGAGUAAUUAUUCUAGUGCUAGUUCUAGACAUCAGAAGGAGGAGUUGCAAAUGAGGAUGAUUUUAAGUAGAUAUGCUGAGAAUGUAGCAGAAUGCUCCCCUGGUGCAAGAAUAAGGAGGGACGAUUUGGCAACUUUGGCAGAUCAGUUUGAUGAUAAUGGUGAUUAUUGUAAUUCCGAGGAUUUAGGUAGAGAUUCUGCAAUAUCACCUUUACUUGCUAGGAUCAAGAAUAAGCAUUGGUCUUAUUCACCCACAAAGUUGCUGAGGACGCAUAGGAAGGAGGAUGAUUCUGUUUCGUAUAGCACACCAGCAUUGUCAACAAGCUCUUAUAAUAGAUAUGCUAUUAGGAACCCAAGUACCGUUGAGUCGUGGGAUGCCACCACUGGGUCAUUGAAUGGUGCUGAUGAUGAGGUGGACCAGUUGGAUUUGCCUGGUCGUCAGGGCUGUGGAAUACCUUGUUACUGGUCUAGAAGGUCGACACCAAAGUCUAGAUAUGGGAGUUCUUGUUCUCCUUCUCUUUCUGAUGCUCUAAGAAGAAAAGGAAGCAUCUUGUUUUGUGGAAGUCAGACCUCGUCCCAUGGAAGACAUAAUCGCUUAUCUUUGGCUUCCAGCAAGAGGAGACUCAGCUCCAAGACAGGAGGUCAAGGCCUCGUUCCUCUCCUUGGCAAUGGUGCUGAUAGCCAUGGAAGAUUAUCCAUGAGAAGCGGGAAUAGUGAUGAUGAGCUCUCAACAAAUUUCGCGGAGCUUGAUUUAGAAGCCUUGAGCCGGUUGGAUGGUAGGAGGUGGUCUUCAAGUUGUAGAAGUCCGGAAGGGCUUGAGUUAGUAGCUUUGAAUGAGGAAGAGCAUGAAGAAGGUUCUCCUGAGAAUGUCAGAAGCCUGAGCCACAAAUAUAGGCCAAUGUUUUUUGACGAAAUAAUUGGCCAAAAUAUAGUUAUUCAGUCUCUUAUGAGUGCGGUUUCAAGAGGGAGGAUUGCUCCUGUUUAUCUAUUCCAAGGUGCUCGUGGAAUUGGAAAAACUUCUGCGGCUAGAAUCUUUGCUGCUGCUUUGAAUUGCAUUGCCACUGAAGAGAGUAAACCCUGUGGGAUCUGCAGGGAAUGUGCUGAUUUCCUGUCUGGAAAGAGCAGGUAUCUUGAAGAAGUUAAUGGCUCCAAUAAGAAGGGAAUCGACCAACUGAAAAAUCUGUUAAGAAAUAUAUUGGCAGUUCAUCCCUCGGCACUUCAACAUUACAAGAUUUUUGUCAUUGACCAAUGCCAUUUACUGCCCUCAAGAACAUGGCUGGCAUUUCUUCGACUUCUUGAUAAACCUUUGCCACACAUUGUUUUUGUCCUCAUUACAACUGAUAUUGAGAAUGUACCUCGCACCAUAUUGACUCGGUGUCAGAAGCACAUUUUCAACAAGAUUAGCAAUGGUGAUAUUGUUACUCGCCUAAAGAAGCUUUCAACUAAUGAGAAUUUAGAUGUUGAUCCAAAUGCACUGGAGUUGAUUGCUUCAAAUGCAGAUGGUUCACUACGAGAUGCAGAAACAAUGUUGGACCAGUUGAGUUUGUUUGGGAAACGAAUCACUAAGUCCCUGGUGAAUGAACUUAUGGGGGUUGUCUCUGAGGAUAAAUUACUGGAGCUUCUGGAGUUAGCAAUGUCAUCAAAUGCUACAGAGACAGUUAGAAGAGCAAGGGAAAUGAUGGAUUCGGGUGUUGAUCCAUUAGUACUAAUUUCUCAAUUGGUGACACUUAUUGUGGAUAUUAUUGCUGGGACUUAUUCGAAUGCUGAUGCAAAGCACAACUUUCCAUUCUUUGGUGGGAGAACUUUGACUGAAAGAGAAUUGGACAGACUGAAGCAUGCAUUAACGCUACUGUCUGAGGCAGAAAAGCAUCUCAGAGUAUCAACUGAGCGAUCAACCUGGUUCACGGCAACUCUAUUACAAUUAGGUUCUCUGUCUUCUCCUGAUCGAACUCAGUCUACCAGUAGUCGGCGACAGAGUUCAAAGGCAACUGACGAGGAGCACAUGAGUAUGUAUAGAGAAGCUACAGUCCCUAAGCAGAACUCAGAUGCACAAUUUGCACCUGAGAAAUCAGGUUCUCCAUCAUCAUUUAUGGUUGCUGCUCAGUGCAAUCCAAUGAGCAACGAAAAACCAGUCAGACUAAUUGACAAACCCAAUCAAGGCCAAUUCAGUAAUAGUGAUGAUCAGACUGACUCAAAUGGUGACUGUGCAACUGGUAAAAUGACAAUGACAUGCAUGGAUUCAAAGAUGUUGAAUAAUAUCUGGCUCCAGUGUAUUGAGAAGUGCCAUUCUAAGACAUUGAGGCUGCUACUUCAUUCUUAUGGAAAGCUUGUUGGUUUGUCUGAAACAAAAGGUGGUUUUAUUGCCCAUGUUGCAUUUGAUGAUAGUAAUAUCAAGACCCGAGCAGAAGGUUUUCUUAGCAGUAUCACCAAUGUAUUUGAAGUAGUUUUACGAAGCAAUGUGGAGGUUAAAAUAAGUGUAGUGCACAGAGCCAGACCCUCCGUUGCAGACGUAAGUACUUCAGAAGAUGGCAAGUCAGAUCUUCCCUUGCGGAGAAUUGAAUCCAUCAUCCACGAGCAAAGAUUGGAAACUGCAUGGCUGCAGGCAAUGGACAGAGGAGCCACUGGAUCAAGCCAUUCGAAACCAGAAAGGAAUCAAGUGCUGCCACAGGAUGGCAUUGAUCAUCCAAAUGAGUUGAAAUCAAAAGAUUCUCUGGAUAGGCCCGUGCAGCAAUGGGAAGAUGAGUUACAUCACGAGAUUAAAGUACUGAAAAUUAACGAUGGAAUGUCACAUCAGAAGGAUCAGACAGUUAAGAAGAUUGGUCAUUACCCCAUAUCUCCGAGCUUGCUGCAUAAUUCUACCUUCCCAGAUAAUAUGGGAUAUGAAUCUAGCACGGGUGCUGGUGGUUGCAGCGCCUUGUUCUGUUGGAAUAACCGCAAACCUCAAGGAAGGAGAAAGAGCACUCCUUCACGCCCGCCCAAAGGUGGGCGAUUUUCUUUAUUCGGAGAGUGUGCGAAAUCGAGAAGGCCAGAAAACAACAGAUCAAGUAGAUGAUGAUCAGUCAUUCCAUUGCCAUUGAUUUUGUAUUUAUAGAGGCUCAACUCAGUCUUUGAUUUUCAAAUAUGUCAAGAUCGGUAACGGAAAUGUAUGUUGUAAAGUUAAUUGUUGUGACUCAUCAUUUACUCAAUUCACCAAUGGUAUUAAUAAAAAUUACAGACGUUUUUGUUGUUGUGCUA